GGCUGAAAGCCCUAUUACUUAGCCGCACGUUGCGUUGAACCACUCGAAUAUUCUUUGAGGAGCCCAAUAUCGACGGGACAUCAUCAAUCAGUAUUUGUACCAAAUAACAUUCAUCCCUUUGAAGAUGAAGAACUUUCUCGCAAACGUCGACUAUACCGCGGUUCCUGUGCCGCCCGACUUCAUCCCCUCGCUCCAAACCCCACAGCAGCAGAUCCUAUGGGUGGGCUGCUCAGACAGCCAGAUCAUCGAGACAGACACCCUCAACGUCCCGCGUCAAGAGUUCUUCGUCCAUCGGAACCUGGGCAACAAGCUGUCUAAUGGGGACACAAGCAGCUUGAGUGCAAUCGAGCUCUGUGUUGAGGUCAUCCAGGUCAAGCACAUUAUCGUGUGCGGACAUUACGGCUGUGGCUUGAUCAACACUCAUUCAGACAUAAAAUCCUACGCGGGCUGGCUCUCCAGCCUGAACGAUCUGGAGACAGUGAGCGAAGACAAAUUCGGGCACGGCAGCGGGGUGGAGGAGCGUGACCGGCGGUUAGUGGAGCUGAACGUCCUGGCAGAGGUCCAUUGGAUCAUGCAACAGCCGAGUAUCAUGAAAGCGAUCCGCGAGAGGGGUUUAGAAGUACAUGGCUUCGUCUACAAUCCGGUUAGGAACUCGUGUGUAAAGCUGGAGAUAUCGCCGGCGAAUAUCAGUUGAUACCAAGUAACGUACCUUACCUGUUAUUAAGCUUUUACUCCCAUCGUCCAUUUCUUAUCAACGUG
This is a messenger RNA of Amorphotheca resinae ATCC 22711, 759 nucleotides long. RefSeq lists its product as hypothetical. The record is from RefSeq and is a predicted model, not a curated record. Gene Ontology annotation, cellular component: cytoplasm. The coding region runs from base 125 to 694 and encodes 189 amino acids. Gene Ontology annotation, biological process: cellular response to carbon dioxide; cellular response to oxidative stress. The transcript has 3 exons. Lineage: Eukaryota; Fungi; Ascomycota; Leotiomycetes; Helotiales; Amorphothecaceae. Gene Ontology annotation, molecular function: carbonate dehydratase activity; zinc ion binding.